Xyrauchen texanus (razorback sucker) is the source of this 2887-nucleotide messenger RNA. Its product is annotated as TLC domain-containing protein 4-B-like. The record is from RefSeq and is a predicted model, not a curated record. Lineage: Eukaryota; Metazoa; Chordata; Actinopteri; Cypriniformes; Catostomidae. Gene Ontology annotation, biological process: lipid homeostasis. The transcript is spliced from 7 exons. Gene Ontology annotation, cellular component: endoplasmic reticulum; membrane. Bases 291 to 1085 code for a protein of 264 amino acids.
CUAAACAAAAUCCUGUCAGUAUACUGUGAAAGAAAUGAGUUUGCUGACUGCUGACUCCGUGGAGGUUUACGAAAUUCUUGCGUGUUUUUUUGAAGGUGGGAAAUGGCCUCGCUCCAAGUGCUUUAGCUUACUCGCCAGUACUCCAUGGUGGACGUGCGGUGUUAAAGAGAGCGAGUGGGCAAAGCGUUUGCUAGCCAUCGCCAUCUAGCUACACUGUGUUUGUAAAGCGAAGAAGACAACCGGAUCUAGACGCACUUAUGCAAACCUAUGCGACUCUUAACAGGUGAGAGAUGGAUAUGAGAGAGGUGUACGUGGUGACUGGCAGCUUCGUGGGCUUCCAGCUGUUCUUCUCCUGUGUCAGUCCGGUUCUGUCCAGCAACUUCUCUCAGGGCUACGGGAGAUUAUCACCAAACAAACUCAAUGACUGGAACUCCAGGCUGGUGUCCACCGUCCAUGCAUUAAUUGUGGGGCUCUUCUGUCUCUAUAUCCUCUGGUACGACGAGGCCGUCAACAAAGACCCGGUCUGGGGUGAUCCUAACAUAGUUAAGCUCAAUGUGGCCAUCACCUGUGGAUACCUGGUCUAUGAUCUUGUGCUACUUGCUUGUAACUGGAGUGCUAUGGGAGACGUGUUUUUUCUCUGUCACCACUUGGCGGCACUCUAUGCUUAUGGAUAUGUGCUGACACGUGGAGUGCUUCCUUAUUUUGCAAACUUCCGGCUGAUUUCAGAAUUGUCAACGCCAUUUGUGAAUCAAAGGUGGUUUUUCGAAGCGUUGGCCUACCCUCGUACUCACCCACUGGUUGUCGCUAAUGGCAUUGCGAUGGCAGUUGUGUUCUUCCUCGUCCGAAUCGCAGUGAUGCCCCCAUACUGGGCGAAGGUUUUUGACACCUUCGGUACUCCAGCGUUUGAGAGGCUGGGUCUCGGUGCUCAAGUAGCUUGGAUUGUAUCCUGCAUUUGUCUGGACGUCCUAAACACAAUCUGGAUGUACAAAAUCGCACGCGGCUGCUGCAAAGUUGUCACUGGCAAGCUGAAAGUAGCCAAAGUAGACUCUAAAAAGACCAAUUACGUGAACAACCACACAGAGUGAGCCACCAAUGGGGAUGAAGAACCAUUCAAAAUAAUGACUUGUAGGUUAAUAACAUUAUGUACUUCCCCGAUCAGGAUAUAGCAAGUUCUCCAUUGUUACUAUAAUGCUCCGUUGUCAAUAAUGGAAGGAUGUGCUCUCAAAAAUGAAAGUUGAGAGGAGUUGGUGUCUCAUCCCAGCAUGUAUCACAUAUACACACUCUGGUUUUCCCUACCUUGGUGAUGUUACUUUGUUUGUCAACCAAACAAACCUCUUAUGCCUCAAACACAACCAAUGUGCCUCAAAGCACAAAGAAGAAGCAAUAUAACAUAAAGAUGUGAACUUGUGGCCAGGGAAAGUUAAUUGCAUCUCCAUUGUAAAGCCUUGUACUACCAAUGCUCCUAAAACAAUCAUUGUGGCCUUGUGAACCUUGCAACCUGAUGUGCCUCAAGUCCCCGGUGCCCUCUGGAUUUGGGCAUUCUCAACUCUGCAGCUUUUGUUUUUGGAUGUUGUUCCAGAAUUGUUCAUGUUAUUUACACACUAUAGCCCAACGUGCUGGCGGACCCGAAGUACUCAUCAAUGUUAUUCAGUCUUAUGUCAAGUCUUCAUUGCCAGCUCAGUGUGACCCAUUGCAAGACUCUAGGAAACCACAGAACUACCUCUCACAAUUCACCAUCUGAAGCACAAGUUAAUUUUGUGCCAUCACAGAAUUAACCCACAUCUUGAAAGAACAGUCCAUCCGAAUCAAACACCUACUACCUUUGUAGUCCAGACCUGAGGUUUAACCCCUCUAGGGUUGGGUAUACUUUGUUUUUCUGUGUGCUGUUGCGUCUCGCUUACAGUCGAACGCUCGUGCCUUUUAAAAUAUUCUCUUUUGACCGCAAGCCUUUAUGGGUGUGUUUGCUGUAUACUCACUAUGACUGCUUUGUGAUACUCUUUAGUACAGUAAACAGUAGGUGCAUAUGUUGAUCACACGUAAAGAUGCAUACUGUCGGUACUGGGCUGCACACAGACAGUACACACAUAUUCGCAUCAUGCGCACUAUGUGUGAGAGUUGUAGCGACAGGCGGAAAACCAAAGUAUACUUUGGGCUUUAUUGUUGCACAUCAGUCUCUGAUUUCCAGAAGUAAUUUUCAAUGUGGAAAUUGCUUGAAAUUAUGUUUAAAGCUUUUGUUUUUUUUACACUGGAUGUCUAUCAGUAACAUGAAUGAUAUCAAAGUGAUGCUAACAAGACCUUUGUCCAUGCAUGUUCUGUGACCGUACGGUAAACCUUGAGGUUAUAUUUGCAUUAGAUUCAAGGACACAGCAGUUGUUAUAUCCAUUUCUAGUAAGUUUUUACAGGUCUUUUGAAGUCCUUGCCUUUUUUUUACACCCUGCAAAGUCCUGAAGAUCUCCAUUUUCCUUACUCUCUUACCUUUUCUGUUGUAAUUUCCCAAGCUGAUAGUCUUGAUCUAACUAAAUUACUAAAUCACAUAUACAAGGUUUUGACAUUUUCAUUAUCAUUAAGCAGAUUAUUUAAUCAGUCAAAUUUAAAACUUAAUACUUUGGGAAACAGCUAUCCACCAAUCCAUUAUAUCUAACCAUCCUAUCAUCCAUCUAUCCAUCCAUCCAUCCACAUGACCCCAUUCAUCAUCCACCCACCUGACCCCACCCAUCCAUCAUCCGCCCACCUGACCCCAACCAUCCAUCAUCCGCCCACCUGACCCCAACCAUCCAUCAUCCGCCCACCUGACCCCAACCAUCCAUCAUCCAUCCACCUGACCCCAUCCAACCAACCAUCCACCCACCUAAUCCCACCUAACCUUCAUCAUCCACCAACCUGACCC